Messenger RNA from Cryptotermes secundus, 2577 nucleotides. RefSeq names its product hemocyte protein-glutamine gamma-glutamyltransferase. Gene Ontology annotation, biological process: peptide cross-linking. Bases 259 to 2544 code for a protein of 761 amino acids. NCBI's taxonomy places the organism in Eukaryota, Metazoa, Arthropoda, Insecta, Blattodea, Kalotermitidae. Gene Ontology annotation, molecular function: protein-glutamine gamma-glutamyltransferase activity. The record is from RefSeq and is a predicted model, not a curated record. The transcript has 15 exons.
AAAGCAAAAAAUCCCACCGAUUACAUAAAUACUGUAAUUAUGCACGAGAUGAAUGGAACUUGUUGUAUGACCCCUCUCCUUGUGGAGCCUGGUCUCGCCAAGUCGUCACACCUCUUCCUCGGACAAUCCUCCACGGCCGGUAUUUAAAGCAACGAGUCCAGGUGGCGGCUUCACUUGUUUCGGAGCGUCUGUCCAGCCGGCUGUUUGGCUUCGUGUUCCCAGAUAAAGUUCUGCAGUUCAGCGUGACAAGAAGCAACAAUGGCGAGGCCUAAUGCCGCCGGAACCGGAACCUCUGAUGUCUGGAACUCCGGGGAAUACCGAAAUUAUGUGCGGAACAUGAUGACAAACUUCGGGUCGCAGUACAACCGGCGGCGGGAAGCUGAGAACGCCGUGAGCAGUCCAGGUGUUCAGCCCCAGAGCAGUCCAUUGAAGGUGGACUUGACCGGGUUCUACGCCCGGGAUAACGCAAAGGAUCAUCACACAGAUCAGUUCGAACUGGUUGAAGAUCCCACGGCAACUCCCAUCUUUCGCAGGGGAUUACCCUUCUUCUUAGCCGUUCGAUUCGAUAGGCAAUUCGACAUUGUCGAGGACGUCAUUCGAUUACAGUUCGGUUUCGGUCCGAAGCCGACAGUAACAAAAGGAACACGUGUGAUUUUGCCUGUUACGGACCAAAAGGAAUUGACAAGCGACAAGAACAGAUGGGAUGUGAGGAUACAUCACCAGGAUGGUAACACAGUCACGUUUCAGGUGCAAAUUCCAGCUUCAGCGCAGGUCGGAAUAUGGCGAUGCAACAUACAGACAAACCGCACCGGCAGGAGGGACGCCAGGAACGAUUUCCAGUGCGAGGAGGACAUCUACGUGCUCUUCAAUCCAUGGUGCAAGGAUGACGCCGUACACUUGGACGGGGAGGAGGAGAGGUGGGAGUAUGUUCUCAACGAGAGCGGCAAAGUGUGGACGGGUUCCUCCAGGCGGCCCGAAGGGAAACGCUGGAUUUUUGGUCAGUUCGACGAUGUUGUACUUCCGGCCAUCAUGUACCUCCUCGAACUGUCCAAACUGAAACACGCGGAUCGCGGAAAUCCCGUCCAGAUGGCGCGGGCCAUUUCCGCCGUAAUUAAUGCAAAUGACGAUAAUGGUUUAUUGGUGGGCUGCUGGGACGGUAAGUUCGAGACUGGGACAGCCCCGCACUCUUGGACAGGAAGUGUCGCCAUCUUUGAACAAUAUCUCAAGGAUGGUGGCCGUCCAGUCAAGUACGGACAGUGCUGGGUGUUCUCCGCCGUUGUCGUCACUGUAUGCCGGGCUCUGGGCAUCCCUUGCCGCUCCGUUACGAACUACGUGUCUGCGCACGACACAAACGCCUCGCUUACCGUCGAUAAAUACUUCGAUCGGGAUGGCCAAGAGAUAGAGGGUGGCCCAGAAGGUGACUGCUUUGAUUCAUGCUGGAACUUCCACGUGUGGAACGAAGUGUGGAUGACCCGACCGGAUCUGCCCGCUGGGUACGGUGGUUGGCAAAUCAUAGACGCUACACCCCAAGAAGCUAGUGAUGCGAUCUAUCGCUGCGGUCCAGCCUCUCUGGAGGCAGUGCGUCGCGGAGAAGUGGGAUUCUCGUACGAUACUCCUUUCGUCUUCUCAGAAGUUAACGCUGAUGUGUGUCACUUUCAAGAGGACGAAACGUCGGAUUGGGGUUUCUCACCCCUGCGCAUCAACAAGUAUCACGUUGGAAGAAAAAUAGUCACCAAGAGACAUGAUAAGGACGAUGAUAAAGGUGACUCGGACAUCGAAGAUAUCACCGGCCAGUAUAAAAGUCCGGAAGGUUCGCAAACCGAGCGACUGACGGUGUUCAAUGCUGUAAGAGGUGUGGAGAGGGCCCAGCAGUACUACUCCUUCCCCAAGAAGGGCAGCGAAGAUGUACACUUCGACCUCGUUGAGCUGGACAGGGUGCCCUUCGGUCAGGACUUCAGCCUCACUGUGCACAUCCAGAACAAGUCGGAGAAGUCGCGCACAAUCUCUGUCAUGUUAUCUGCCUGCUCUGUGUACUACACAGGAAACACAGCGCACAGGCUCAAGAAAGCCAACGGGGAAUUCCUGGUGAAGCCCAACCAACGAGAAACAUUGCGAAUCACUCUGACAGCCAGUGAGUACAUCGACAAGUUGGUCGACAAGUGCCUGAUCAAGAUAUAUGCCAUAGCGAACGUGAGGGAAACAAAACAAACGUGGAGUGAAGAAGACGACUUCCAGCUGCAGAAACCCAAACUCAACAUCCAGAUUCGUGGAAACCCACAGGUGAAUCAGACCUGUCAGGCUACUUUCUCUUUUCUGAAUCCCUUGUCUCUGACCCUGAUGGAUUGCAGUUUCAGCGUGGAGGGGCCCGGACUUCAGAGGCCCAAGAUCAUGAGGCACAGAGAUGUGCAUCCGGGAGAGCUGGUGACCUUUACAGAAUAUUUUCGCCCCAAGAAAGAGGGCGAAAGGAAAAUCGUGGGAGCCUUUAAUUCAAAGCAGCUAACAGAGGUCACUGGAUCAACUACCGUCCAUGUUAAGGCCGAAUAAUCGUUUGAACUAAUACACCUAACAUAACUGCAG